GAGAUUAUAAUUGUAAUAUGAACUGUAAUUUGAGGACUGAUUAUCCAUUAAUCCUCAAACUGAUGUUUCAUUUUAUAAGAAAAUCAAUACAAUAAGUUAUAAAUGAUUCCUAAAAUCCUACACACAGGCUAAAAGAGUCCCUAUGGGACAAUCUGUGAAAUGGUUCGAAGGAUGAUAGGAUGCAGCAUCUUACCCAAAUGUGACGAAAAUGUGAAGGGAUUGGUGGCAUGUGUUGCCAGGGUUGUGGUGGUGAGCCCUUUAUUUACAGAGGUUUGAUGCUCCUUGAGGCAGAAGCUUAGUGGUUGGCCUGUAGUUUCCAUGGGAAGUUGCUAUCUGUGGUCCUGUAUAUUUUACAGUUUGUGAUUUCCGGUCUCUACCCAUCUGUCUAUAUUGAACUGAUUUUGUGCUCUAUAUAACUUCCUCCUGAAUAGCAUGCAUAACUCUGCCGUGCACCAUCUAAGCAUCCUGGAGCUUGCUGAUCUCUUUUGUCCCACUUCUUUUAUCUUCUUUGAUAAUAGUACUAUUCUGCAAGGCAGGGAAUGCCCUCUUUCAGGCAUGUUAUAUGAACUCGUCAUUUGACAGUCUUUCCACCUUUGACUGCCAUAUUCUCCUCUGUGUGCAUUAUGUUGAUGACAUUCUUAUCUUGUAGCAACAAAAAAUCUGUAUACAUGAGUUCGUAUGUAAAAUCAACUCCAACCUGUAUGGCCUCUGUCUCUGCCUAGAACAGGACAGUGAGUGAUAAGUUCACCUCCCUAACCUCCAUCAUAUAAUAUCUAAUAUUAAAGUCUACACUGCCUGAUUUUUAUUUUGGUCCCAUUUCACAAAGAUCCAACCUUAUUUCUUCAAGGUAGCUAGCUUCACCACUUUAAUAUGGCAAACGUAUAUCCAUUGAAGGCUGUCUGCCCUUUACAAGAAAAUUGCAGAAAUAGUAACUUCUGCCCAGCUUUCAGAAUAAGUCCUCCUGUUUGUACCUUCCCCUGUAAUGCUAAGGACCAACUAGGUAUGUUGCUCUCCCUAAGUUGUAUACCAUCCUCCUUACUGAUCAUGGAUCUAACCACAAUUUGGAGUACGUGGAAGCUACAGGCCAACCACUAAGCAUCUAUCUCAAGGAGCAUCAGGCCUCUGUCUAUAAAGGGUUCACUACGACAGCCCUGGCAACAUAUGCUACCAACUCUGAUGUUGAAGUGUAUUUCAACCAAGACUGCCUUCUACAUUGCACCUUCCGCAAGGAGCAGCUUAAAUAUUUGGAGCAGUUGAGAUUUAUAGAGCUGCUAGAAAAAAUGCAGGAAUCAACUUCCUCCUAGUGUAGUAAUGACAUUUAGUUUUAUAACUCUCUUCUAUGUCACCCAGUGUAUUAAGUGGACAGCAACCAUCAAUCUUAAAAACUAUGUUUGAGUCAUGUUUUAUCAGAUUAAGGAAGAUGGCAAAAGUGACAAAGAAUUGGAUUAAGAAUAAAUAUAAUCCUAUAGAUAUUUGGCAAACUAAAAUGACAAAUUCUUCAUUUACUCUUCCCUAUGCAAAAAACAAGAAGAAAAAUUUAAAUUUUGGAAUUUCUAAGGAAUUAAAAGAAGAAUCAACUUUAAGUGAUGAUGAGUGGACAGAUAUAACAGAUUUUAGCACUGCAAUUACUGAAUCAGAGGGAUUAAUUAAUUACAGCAGAGAAUCUAUUGAAUUCCCACGUAAUGUUUGUGAGUCUUCAAAUUACGAGCUUAGUUUCAAUGAAAUUGAAUAUGAUAAAAGUGGAAAUAUAAAAUUUUCUACAAUGAAAAAUGUGAGUGUUUGUGAUGAUGAUGUAUUUCCUUCAUUUAGUAUAUCGCCUGUAGAUAAAUAUUCAUUUUUAGAUUGUUUAGGAGAAAAUUUGAUAGAUGGAUUGUCACAUCAGAAAACCAAUCUCAACAAAAAUAGCCAUGUAAUUAAGUACUUGGAAUCUUUAAACUGUUCAGAAAUUGCCAUCAAACAAAUAAAAAGUGUGGAAGAAUUGCAUAUUACAAAGAAGCAUGAUGUGAAGUGUUUUCCAUUAACCAAUGCAAAACAUCUAACUAGUACACCCUUGAAAGUUAACUCCGGUCACAGAGAACUGGAUAUAUCUGAAAUUAAAUUGGACUUAGAUGAUCAAAAUAGCAAAAUACAUCUGAGCAUCCCUGCCGUAGAAGUUACUGACAAAGAUAAAGAAAAUCUACAGAUCAAUGACGACGAAAAUACACAAUUGCAAAAAUUACACGGCAUAUCCAAAGGCGGCGCUUUGAACAGAAUGUCCAUUAGUGCCGAGCAUCUGUAUCCCGUAUGCAGCGUACUUUCUACGUUAAUGAAACAGUAUAAAAUAUCAAACAAAACAAAAGGUGAUUCAAGAAAUACAAAAUCAUUACAACAAUAUCCUGUAUGUUGUCUUGUUUCUUUGUUUCAAAAAAGUUAAAAUAUUUACUUAUAUUAGUCUAAAUGAAUAUUUGUCAGAUUAAUUUAGAAUUUUAUUGUUUUCUGUUAUUGUUGACAUAUUUAGAAUAUAUAUUUUCAUUUAUUAAAAGAAACUAAUUGAACUCCAUUUUGCUGUAUGCAACAGGAAUUUUUUUGUUAAUGGAAAAAAAUAAAAUGUGUUUUAUUAUCAAUAAAAG
Messenger RNA from Centruroides sculpturatus (bark scorpion), 2609 nucleotides. RefSeq lists its product as uncharacterized. The record is from RefSeq and is a predicted model, not a curated record. Lineage: Eukaryota; Metazoa; Arthropoda; Arachnida; Scorpiones; Buthidae. The coding region runs from base 1340 to 2413 and encodes 357 amino acids. The transcript is spliced from 2 exons.